AUGCCACGGUGUGUGGACUGUGGGGUAUCUCAGCAGGUCAAAUUGUGUAAAGGCGACCUGGAAUUAUGUGAGAACUGUAAUGAGGUUCGUUUUCCUGAAAUUGCCAGAAAAAAAGAAUAUGAGAAAAAUCGAGAAAUUUCUACACGUUCGAGAAAUUCGCAGGUAACGGGCGGUAUUAUUAUUAAUGAGCUCCUUUGUUUCCUGUGGAAUAAAAUUGACGUGUUGCGAAUUGACGUGAUUGUUAAAUUAUCCGUCGAUGUAUAUGAUGACAAAGAAGUUGAAAACACAAAGGAAAUAUUAUACGAGACAUGUGAAUCCGAUUCCAGUAAUCGACGGAUACAAAGAAAAGGUCAAAACAAGCGAGCAAAUAACAUCCAUGAUAUGAUAAUAUUGAUGCACGAGCUUGAUGAUGUCAAUGUACCUUGUUUUGUCGCUCAAGAUCUAGCUAAAUUACCUCCUGUUGAUAUAACUAAUAUUGACGUGACUGUAAUUUUGAAAGAAAUGAAAUCCCUGAGAUAUGAGUUUGCACAACUUAAAAAUGAUGAUAAAAAUAAACGGGACAAUCAAGGCGUGCUUUCUGAACUAUUGUUAUUACGUAAAGAGAUGAAUGAAUUGAAAGCGUCACUGAAGCAACAUGUGCACAAUGAUAUCACUGAAAAUCUUACUGCUUGCAAAAUAACAUGUGAUGACAAAACUAAUAAAGAUCCAUUUACAAAAUCUGACGAAUUGGAUAAUACUAAUGACAUAGUUGUGAAUAAUCAAAUCGGGGAUAAAAUAUUGCAAGUGCCGAAACGAUAUAGUGAAGCAUUAAAGCGAACACCGAUAUCCGUUGCAAGUAAUAGUGAUAUCUCAGGAGCCAAUCAAAGAGCUAAACCACCUGCCUCUCGCAUAUCAUCGGUCUCCAGUGACAAUGGAUUUACUGUUGUUAAACAUAAACGUCGCAAUGGCAAUCGCGGAAUAAUUACUGGGACUAAGAAUGAAGUUACAAGUAGCCUCAGAGCAGUUAGAACUACUCCUCCUAUAGAACUAUUCGUUAGUCGUCUUCACCCAAGUACUACUAACGAAGAUAUGUUGUCUUUUAUGCGAUCCCUGGGGAUUAAUGACGUGAAAGUCACCAUGCUUAAAACAAAAUUUGAUACGUACGCCUCGUGCAAGCUGACAAUGAGUUUUGCCACUAGCAAAACUUUGUUAGACGCAGAUAACUGGCCUAAUGACAUAUUGAUUCGAAGAUUUUAUCCAUCAAGAAAUCAAAAAUCAACAUGA
Saccoglossus kowalevskii is the source of this 1263-nucleotide messenger RNA. RefSeq lists its product as uncharacterized. Lineage: Eukaryota; Metazoa; Hemichordata; Enteropneusta; Harrimaniidae. The record is from RefSeq and is a predicted model, not a curated record.